Messenger RNA from Pochonia chlamydosporia 170, 1728 nucleotides. Its product is annotated as bZIP transcription factor (AP-1). The record is from RefSeq and is a predicted model, not a curated record. The transcript is spliced from 3 exons. Bases 1 to 1728 code for a protein of 575 amino acids. Lineage: Eukaryota; Fungi; Ascomycota; Sordariomycetes; Hypocreales; Clavicipitaceae. Gene Ontology annotation, molecular function: DNA-binding transcription activator activity, RNA polymerase II-specific; transcription cis-regulatory region binding. Gene Ontology annotation, cellular component: RNA polymerase II transcription regulator complex.
AUGGCUUCUGGUGGCGACGGAGGAGGCUCUUUGCCACCCAACUUCCUUCUAACCCCGCACCAACAGAGUCUGCUCUUUGCUGCUCUGAAUGCAAAUAAGCAGCAGUCGUCUGCAUCGCCGACCACCAAGGGCUUGUCAUUGUCCCCGAAUUCCUUUCAAGGCUCGCCAAUGCAGAAUGUGGACAAUGCCGGCUUCCAAGAUAGCCCUUACCUAGAUAAUAUCGACUACGACUUUGGCGACUCAAGCUUCGACUUUUCCUUUGCCAGCGCCGGUGGUGACCAGGCCAAGAUGGUUGGAGACAUCCCUGGCACCGUUGGAUCCGAUUCGACUGAGAACGACGGCCAUGAGAAGAGAAGUCAUCCGGAUGAUGAGGACGACGACAGCAGUCCUGGCAAUGAUUCCAAGAGACGCGAGAGUACUGAGAAGGUCGCCAAGAAACCCGGCCGUAAGCCUCUCACAUCAGAGCCAACCUCUAAGCGCAAGGCACAAAACAGAGCCGCUCAGCGCGCUUUCAGGGAGCGCAAGGAGAAGCAUGUCAAAGAUCUAGAGACGAAAGUCGAGGAGUUGGAGAAAGCUUCCGAGGCUGCCAACCAUGAAAACAGCAAGCUGCGAGCCCAAGUGGAUCGCAUCACCACCGAAUUAAACCAGUAUAAACAGCGCAUUAGUGUCAUGUCUCAGCACAAGACCAUGUCUCGCGAGAAGGUCCCAUUUGGCAGUGCUGCUCUCAAUAACCUGAGCGACGUUAGCUUUCAGUUUGAGUUUCCCAAGUUUGGCGCUCUUCCCGGACCGCCCAUCAAGCAGCCUUCCUCACAGCCUCUCAGUCCUCAGCAAAACGGACAAAAGAAUAGCCCCGCCCGCAGCAUGGCCAGCGACGGCAAGUCGCCGCAAUCAAAUCAAGACAACCAAUACAAGGACGACUUUGCCAAGUACGCCGGUAUCUUCGCGCCUUCCAUGUCCAACUCGACGAGAACCGGCUCUCGUGCCAGCGUUGAUUCUGUUCCUUUCAGUGUUGCGGCUGCUACUAGCUCACCUUCUGCGUCAUCCAACUCCAAUGUCGGUCCUAGCUCGUCCUGUGGCACUUCUCCUGAGCCCUUUACUCAAUCUCCAAUGAGUUUCAAGCCUCUGGAGACGUUGACUACUAUCGGUGAAGAACAGCCUGCGAUAGCGACAGCGGAACAACCAUUCGCUCAGUUUGCCAAUGUCGACAUUGGUAGUCCAAGUUUUGACUGGCUGGUUCAGCAGAAUGGUGGUGGCCACUUUGACCCUCAGCUGUUUGGUGAUUAUCGAGAGCCACAGGAAAAUGUUCUUGCCAACCCUUCAUUUGAUGACUUUUUCUUCAAUGACGGAUUGGACGCGGACUUUAUGACACCUUAUAAUGCCGCACCCAAUGCCCAUGCGCCAAAGAAGAAUCUCAUCGCCGAGAUUGACGCUCAACAGGACGCCAUUGAAGACGAUGUGGGGAAGAAAAACAACAUGAACUGCAAUCAGCUCUGGGAGAAGCUGCAGGAAUGUCCCAAGGCGCAGAGCGGCGAAUUUGACCUGGAUGGCCUUUGCUCUGAACUUACAAAGAAAGCAAAGUGCUCGGGCAGUGGCCCCGUGGUUGGCGAGAGAGAUUUCGACUCCAUCCUCAAGAAGUACAUGGGCAAGGAUGUAUCGGCUAAUUGUAUGGCCAAUAAGCUAGGCAUCUCUGUAAACCCAGAGCAACCAAACGGUGUGACAAAGCCGUAG